Molecule: messenger RNA, 2030 nt
Organism: Parasteatoda tepidariorum (common house spider)
Lineage: Eukaryota; Metazoa; Arthropoda; Arachnida; Araneae; Theridiidae
Source: RefSeq, a predicted model, not a curated record
ACUAAUUAAAUUAAUAACUAAAUUUACAAGCAAAUAAAGGUAGUUUCUAAUGUGACUUUUUUCAAAUUUAAAGAUAAAUAAGCAACAUUUAAAUGCAUCAAAGUUUGAUAAAAACUUAAAGAAUGUCAAGUUUGAAACUGAUAUAUGAGCAUACAAAAUACUCACCAAUGUGAUACGUAAAAAUUAAUUAAAAAGCAUUUUGUAAGUAGUUAAAUUUAAUUUUAGUUUAUAAAUCUGAUGGAAUGAGUUAGUAGUGGAAAAAUACAGAGACUUUUAGGGUCCCCCAUUUAACAAAGAUAUCAUCCCAUCUAAAAAUCUAUAAGAAGUUCAAAAAAUGUUCUAAGUGAUAUAAGUAAAAAUUAGAGUAAAAAGCACCGUAUAUGUCAUUUCUUUACCAUAUCAAGCCGAUAUGAAGACAUGGCAUCUUUCGCAAAACAUCUCAGUACUCAUCUUUAUUUUCAUAUGGAACGCAAUCACCGAAAACAAGGUGGAAGAAACUCUCAAACUGGAUCUUCUGGCUUCUCUCAAAGCGAACUUCAGCAUUCACCAUCUACCAAUAGACCUCGUUCUUGGAACAAAGAAAACAGUCAUGGAGAUCUCGAGCCUGGAGCUUAUAGUUAUAGCAGCGAGAUUGUGUCUUCCUACGAUAAUCCCCUUGGUAUGGACAGUCUCAGACACAUAAGUACAGAACACAGAGGCAGUAUUGUAGGUAGUGACUGGCCAGAGGACUAUUUUAGUUAUAGUCCAUACCUCUUAACUCCGGACUUGUCUUCAAAAUCUCGGACUCGAAGACGUUCUAGUAGGCGAUAUGGUGGUUCAUCGAAUAGGUAUGAGCUUUGUAUUGAUGAUGAUGAUGAAUAUGUUCAACCGAUGAGGGAACAUCCAAGACUUAGACCACCGGAUCCUUCCUCACCCAUUUUAGAUCGAAGGUUUUUGCCAUCAACUCCUAAUUCAUCCAGAAGUAGAAAUGGUCUGGAUGACUCCCCAUAUUAUCCUGAUGAAGUAGAUCAAGAUUGUUUUAUUGUUCCUUCCCAUAUGAGAGGACGGUUUCUUCCUUUGAAAAACGAAAAAAGCGUUUUGUCAUCUCAGGAGAUGAAUACAUUGGAAGUGGCGGAUCCCAAAGUGUGUAUUCUCAUCGAUUUCCGGGAAAAUGGAUCAUUUGCUUCCCAGGAUUUGCCUUUUCCGAGCACUGCCCUUCGAUUAACACCAAAGGAGUGGUUAGUCAGUCAACUUAAUCGUCACCGCAAAGCCUUUACUUGGGUCAAAGAAUCUCAAAGUGCCAUCGAAGGAUUGCUGCUUAUGAAUGUAGAACGACACAGCCAAUUCCCUUUUGUAACUUAUUUAGUAACCAAUACCAUCCAUUCGGAUCCAAGGAGGAUAAUAGUUCAGCUAAGAAGUCAAACAGCAGUACCGCAGAAUUCGGAGCAGUUGCAGCACACUGCUGGAUAUGAAGAAGUGGCUAGCAUUGUAAAACCUUCUCUAGACUGUUUAGCAAAACAGCCCAUAGAUGACAGAACUGGCUACAUUAUUUCAGCAUUUCGAGUUUUUCCUGGUGAAGACAGAGAGAAACUCGAAAGAAACUGGCUGACUUGGACAGGUGCUCGCCAAGUUUACAAAUGCUUGCCAAAACAUUUAGGAUUACGAAGAUUAACUUUUCAUAAAAAGCUCUUCCCUGAUAAUGGAAUAACAUAUGUGCUCAUGUGCGAAUGUUCUGCUCUGGUUGAACAUGUUACAGAAGCUUUGGUAUUUGUAGAUCAUCUUCGAGCCAGAUGCUGUGGAUAUACCGCAUUAUAUCGACCUGUGGAUGUAUUUUGACUAUAUGCUAUCACCAUGAGAAUAGAAACUGUAAAGGAGAAUACAUUUAAUGUCUUAUUUGUGAAGUGUUGUACAUUGCUUUUAUUGUUUUCAUAGUAUUGUUAUAUGUACAAUUGUAAAUGUAAAUGAAACAAAUGAAAAGAAGAGCAGCAAUAUUAUUUCAAAGAGCAGCUAUAAUUCUUAGCCUCUUAGAAAAUAAAAUUUCCUCCUUUUUA